AGCCGGGUUUCCAAGGAGACGCCUGGAGGCACCGUGGCUGGUUCGCGACGAACAAAUUCAUGGCGGUCCAUAAGCCGGUCCUGGAGCUGAAGGAUGUUCCUCCUCCUCCUCCCCACAGUUCUGCCCCACAACCCCUCCCACUGCCCCGCCCCUGUCUCCAUCCUCUCCAGGACUCCUGGUCAACGCCACAAGGCAGCCUCACAGUAAGCGUGUGUUCCCGCUGCAAAUCGAGCAUCGGUCAGCAGCAUGACUCCAGCAUCGGCACGGGUGGAGGGUUUCCUCUGUAUCUUUCUCACUCACAAACAGACACUUGCACCGCUCUUCAUCUCUCCCCUCUCGCCCAGCGGGGUACCAGUACGCCUCUCCAGACACCCGGAAGCUUCGAGCGACCCUCCGCGGCGACCUGCUGCCACGUGCCCUGCUGCUCGGGUGUGAGGCAGCCACACGUUUGUCCUUCCCUCUCUAAAGUCACGGGUGUCUGUCGCUGUUCCCGUGACCCCAGAGUGCAGCAGCAGUGCCCAUUUUCACACGGUGACCCACCCUCACCCACUCACCUCUGCCCCAGCGCACUUCACGUCAGUGCUGAACGCACUCCAUUCGGUGUGAAGGGUGCUCGCUGCUUUCACGACUGCUGGAGAAAGAAUUUAAACGCCGAGUCUGAGAAGGUUUGGCCGAACAUCCCCCCUCCUGUUCCUGCGCCAAUGUGUAAUGGCUGUGGGGUGGCAGGAACGUCCUCUGAGGGUCUGCUGGGUGCCAAUCUCACCAAGACCGCCCAGAAAUACGGUUCUUCAGAGAGCUGCGUUCAGGACGCGCCGCCCCCUGUUGGAGUUUUCUGGGACAUCGAGAACUGCGCUGUACCCAGCGGGCGCUCCGCAGCGACCGUGGUCCAGAGACUACGAGAGCGUUUCUUUCAUGGUCAUCGUGAAGCGGAGUUCAUCUGUGUGUGUGACAUCAAUAAAGAGAACAAAGCUGUCAUCCAGGAGCUGAACAACUGCCAGGUGACGGUCGCCCACAUUAAUGCUACAGCUAAAAACGCAGCAGACGAUAAGUUGCGCCAGAGUCUGCGGCGAUUUGCUGAGACGCAUGCCACACCUGCCACUGUCAUCGUUGUCUCAUCGGAUGUAAAUUUUGCCAGCGAGUUGAGUGACCUGCGGCAUCGUCACGGUUUCCAGGUGAUUCUGGUACAUAAGAGCCAGGCCUCGCCCGCCCUGCUGCAGCACGCGCACCUCUGCGUUCCAUUCGAGGAGUUCGUGUCGGACCUUCCUCCCGGGAUGGUCGUCAAAUCGCAGCCCAGUUUCAGUCUUCUGUUUGUGCAUCACCUCCCUGCUCAUCGUGACGGCAAAGUCGUCGCAAACCGCCUGCAGCGUCUCUCCAAUAACUGCGGUGGAAAAGUGUUGGGCGUGUCCGGCAGCAGCGCCGUGCUCAGAUUCUCCAGCGCUGAAGCGGCCGAGCGUGCCCGCAAGCGCAUGGAGAACGAAGACGUCCUGGGCCACCGCAUCACGGUGUCGUUCUCCCCUGACGGGCCGGAGGAAGAGGCGGAGCGUCCGCCUCCCGCCUCCUCUUCAGUCUUCCUUCCUCUGGAGAAGCCACGGUCGCCCCGUCGCCGGCGACGGGCAUCUCGAGCGUGGCAGUUGGGUCGAGAUGCGGGAAGCCACGUCGCAGAGCGUCCCUAUAGCCCCAGGAAAGCAGGCCACGCCUCCUCGUGCAGCCCUGUGAUGAAACCCCUCCCCCAGGCAGCGUGCGGUGCGGCCCGACCGGCUUCCUCGUCGCCUCAGAGUCACAGCCUCCUUUCUGCGCCCGGCAAACCCGCGGACCAGUUUCAGCGUGGCCGGAGGCGAGAUUCUCCCGGCCAGUCAUUUCAGGUCAGCACUCCUUCAGCGUUCAGUAAACUCAGUUUACAGCGAAGCUUCAGUCCCAUGAUUCUCUCUCAGAGCUCGUGGUCAUCACGGAGUGCCUCCCCCUGCCUUUCGAACCGAUCGUCUCCACUCAGCGCUCAAUCACCUGUCAGCUGCACUGAGGGCCCUUCGGAGCCUUUCUCUGAUGGGGCCGACAUCCAGGUGACAAACCUUGACUACAGGAUGUCUCGCAAAGACCUGCAGCACAUACUGAGAGAUGCGUUCGCUAAACACGGCCGAGUGAAGAGCGUGGAUCUCAGUCCUCACACUGACUAUCAGCUAAAGGCGCGGGUGCACAUGAGCUCACUGCAGCAGGCCAUUGGUGCCAUCAGUCUGCUGCAUCGCUACAAAAUCGGCAACAAGAGGAUUCACGUGUCGCUCGUCACUGGAGCCAAUAACAAACCGCUGUCCUGUCUGAGCUCACAGAUUGUCAGUGUCCUGCAGGAUGCGCCUGCCAACUGCCUUCCACUCUACAAACUCACAGAGACCUACGAGAGAAAGUUUGGUCGUAAGCUGGCGGUGAGUGAUUUGUACCGUUUGCCGGAGCUGCUGUGCGUGCGUGAGCAGGCCGGCGGGCGACUCGUCUGUCUGCUGUCCAGCACUCAAGCCCGGCAGAGCCCGUUAGGAUCGGCACACUCUCAUGACAGCUCCAACACGGCCAGUCCGGUUCUGUUCGAGGAACUCGAGUACCACGAGCCGGUCUGCAAACGACACUCCACCCAACAGGACUUCAGUGAAUCAGACUUUGAUCCAGAUGCUUACAUCAUCCCGUUUGUUCUGGUGUCGCUUAAAGUUCUGGCUGCUCAUGUGCACAGUUUACUGCAGACUCACGAAGGGACCAUACCACUGCUCAGUUUCCCAGAAUGCUAUGCAGCAGAGUUCAGCCCUUUGACUGUUGUGGAAGAGGGAAAGAUGGAGGGCAGCGUCCCGUUAGAGCAUCUCAUCGCCUGCAUCCCUGGAGUCACCAUAGUAACGGCACAGAAUGGCUUUAAAAUCAUCAAAUGGAUUCAUAACAAACCCCCUCCACCCAACGCAGAUCCGUGGCUACAGCGCAGUAAGAGUCCGGUUGGGAAUCCACAGCUGAUUCAGUUCAGCAGGGAGAUGGUGGAUCUGAUGAAGAACCAGCCGUGCUGUUUGAUGCCCAUCACUAAGUUCAUACCAGUGUAUCACCACCACUUUGCCAAGCAGUGCCGUGUGUCUGACUACGGUUACUCCAAACUUCUGGAGCUGCUAGAAGCCGUUCCUCACGUGCUGCAGAUCGUGGGUUUGGGUUCCAAGCGUUUGUUGACGUUGACUCAUCGCGCUCAGAUCAAACGCUUCACUCAAGAUCUGCUGAAGUUGUUGAAGUUUCAGGCCAGUAAACAGGUGCUGAUCAGCGAGUUCGCACAGGCGUAUCACUGGUGUUUCUCUAGGAACUGGCAGGUGGUGGAUUAUGGGAUGUGUGAUCUGAUGGAUCUGCUAGGCGAGAUUCCCGACACGACGAUCGCGAUCGCUCAGCAGGAGUCUGACACGCUCAUCUCCGUUCCCAAGAGAGAGCGCACGGCCGAGGAAGUGGAGCGUACGCGACAGUUCGGGAAGGAGGUGGUAGAUCUGCUGAGACAUCAGCCUCAUUUCCGCAUGUCCUUUAGCAAAUUCAUCCCGACGUAUCAUCACCACUUUGGACGUCAGUGCAAACUCUCCUACUAUGGCUUCACCAAACUCGUGGAGCUCUUUGAGGCCAUUCCCGACGUUCUUACGGUGUUGGAGUGCGGAGAGGAGAGGAUGCUGACCCUGACGGAGGUGGAGUGCAUUAAAGCUUUAGCAGCUCAGCUGGUGAAAUUGCUUCGAGCCCAGAGAGACUCGGGACUGCCUGUCAAUCAGCUGUUGAGUGAAUACAGCAAGACGUUUGGAUACGGCCUACGCCUGCAAGACUACGAUGCUAACACACUGCUUGCCCUGCUCAACAAACUCUGCCACGUGGUGAAGGUAGUAGACGGUCACGAAGGGAAAGAGGUACAGCUGAUUAACAGGAAGUCCCUGCGCACCUUGACCUCCCAGCUGCUGGCACUGAUGAUGUCACUUCCAGAGGAUUGCGAUUAUCUCAGAGUAGAAGAGCUAAGGAAGCGUUACGAGCUCAUCUACGACACGCCGCUCAACCCCUGCGAGUACGGCUUCAUUUCGCUUAGCGAGCUGCUCAAGAGUCUUCCGUACCUGCUGCAGCUGUCUGAAGGUGAGGAUGGUGAUGCCGAAGAGUGCGUAAGGUUGACCAAGCUUUAUCAGUUUGCCCGUUGUGUCCGUGCGCUGCUCCACACGUACCAUUAUAAUCAAAUCUUCCUGUCUGAGUUCUGGGCAGCUUUCAGUAAAUACACCGGCACAAAGUUCGAUCCUCAUACUUACGGCUGUAAGACUUUAGAUGAGCUGCUGGCUGCUAUACCACAGGUCGUCUGGAUCAAAGGCCAUGGGCACAAAAAGAUCAUAGUCCUUAAGAACGACAUGAGAGCUCGUGGAAGUCCUGUGCACAAUGGAGAGAAGAGCCCUCAUCCUGAUGAGGAUAACCGAGCCGUCGACAGUCCGACCGGCGGUGAGAUGGAGCUGCUGUGUCUGGGUUCAAGUUCUCCUGUAGAUCUGUUGUGCGGCCCUGUCCCGUCAUGCCUCCCGUCUCCUCAGCUACGGCCCGACCCGGUGCAGCCGCAGCCCAGAGAUCUGAUCCGCUUCGAGACUCGUUCACACACUCGCUCUGAUCGCGAGCCGAUUUAUGAUUGUCAGCCUCGGUCUGUCAAAGGUCAUCAUGCACCUUUAGCUUCUGAACCCCGGCCAGAUAUAGACGGUCAUCUAGCGAGCGAACCGCCGGAGUCCAAAACAUCUGCCACAGACAGUCCCGGCCGCAGAACGGCACGCAACAAAGUUAAACUGGCGGCUAAUUUCUCCUUCACACCUGCCCUCUCGGUUUAAAGCUGUGAUACGCUGCACAUGUCAUUGUGCAGUGACGUACGGGUGUUCACGUGCUCUGCAUUUCUGUCCCUCCCGUGGUACUCGUGUGUUAUAAGGGACAAAGACGUUAUGUGGCCAGUUUUCAGGAGUAAAUGUUCUGUUAUCAGACUUUGAGUUUCACACCAUUGAUGUGAUCAGCACGAGGAGCAAAUCGACCCAUCGCCGCUUCUCCAGAAGUUGUUUUUAUUUUCUCAAUGACUAGUUUUCGGUCAUUUGGUCGUUGCCUGAAAUGAGCCGACGGCAGCGUGACGUGAAGGACGUGAGAGUUUCUGCAAUCGAAACUCCGUCAAAGUAAAUGAUCUCUGUUCUGCUGAGACAUCAUCUGGUUCUGUGCAGCACAUGAGGUUUGCGUUAUGAAGGUGGAUUUGAGAUGUCAAACCCCGUCUUUAGUUUCUGAGAUAAAGUCAACCGUUCAGAUGACCGAUGGAAACGUCUGAAAGAGAUCAAGUUCAUAUUCUAAAUCAUGUUUAUUGAAUCUGUUAAAUGAGUGUUUAGUUUUAAAUCUCAGGUGGAUAUUUGAGGAUGUCCACACGUAAUGUGCAGAAUUAUGAGGUCUCUCUGUCUUUCACGAGUCCACACCAACCUUGAAACCUGUCGAGAAGCCCCAUACGUUCUGUCAGCUGCUGGGGUCCUGCAGUUUUCAGAUGUGUUGUUUUUUUAGUUGAGAAGUUGGUUUGUAAGUUGUAUGCAGGUUGUGCAUAAACCCGUGUUUAAAAAGCAUUUGUUAGUUUUAUGUGUUUAGAUAAUCGAGUCAUGUUAAUUCAGCGAUGCUCGUGGGCGUAGCUCCUCUGAAUCUGCUAAGGUUGUUCUCUUUAACCUUGAGUUUGCCUCUUUGUUCAUUUUUGGCGUGUGACUCUCUGAGGACUUGAGCCUGGCUUUUACAAUAGCUUGUAUUAGUCGUGGCACCACGAGCGAGAGAUGCCAGCCGCGUGAGCUCUCUUCUGUUAAAGGUGGUUCGUGGAUGCGCAUGUGGAGCAGAGGAUCACGGGUCACUUCAGAAAACAAACGUCUGUCGUUGGUCUGCUCAAUUGACGUCAUUCAAAACACGUGCUGUCCCAUCUUGUAUGACUUUUUGUUUCAUUGAGGGUUUUUUUUUUGCUCCAGAUGUCUCUUGAUAACCUUUCAGUUUAAACGUUUUUGGGAAGAAUUCUGUGUGGUACCAGCUAACUCGGGUCAAGAUAAAUUAGAAGAUAAAGUCUGGUUUCUCUAUGCAUGUUUGCAUAACUAUUGGCUCUUGUGGUGUUGGAUGGAUAUAUUUGGAUUUGUUAUGCAGAACAUUUAUUCGGUGUUAAACCACAGCAGAAAUGUAAUGCGUGUUAGUAGAUCUGUGCGUCUAGCCGUGUCUAGUUGUGUUUUUGUGUCUCUGUAUAUCUGACACAGUUUCAGUAUUUAUGUCUGUAAUUCUCUCAAGCAGCCCAUACAGACAACAAGACCCCUCAUGAAUUCAGAAGUGAUCUGAUUUAACCUUGAGUUGGAUUAAUGUGAAAAUGAUAUGAAGUAAAGGGUCGAGACGCUGGAGGUCUUGGCUUGUGGUUUUAGUCUUUAGCUCCACUGAAAACCCUUUUAGGACUUUUAUUUUUGUGGAAUGACCAAAUGAUUUCUGUUUAGAGUAAUAAAUAUCACAAGCAUCA
This is a messenger RNA of Paramisgurnus dabryanus, 6496 nucleotides long. Its product is annotated as meiosis regulator and mRNA stability factor 1. Gene Ontology annotation, cellular component: cytoplasm; peroxisome. Lineage: Eukaryota; Metazoa; Chordata; Actinopteri; Cypriniformes; Cobitidae. Gene Ontology annotation, molecular function: RNA nuclease activity; RNA binding; CCR4-NOT complex binding. The record is from RefSeq and is a predicted model, not a curated record. Gene Ontology annotation, biological process: regulation of gene expression.